Coffea eugenioides is the source of this 776-nucleotide messenger RNA. RefSeq lists its product as uncharacterized. Bases 19 to 480 code for a protein of 153 amino acids. The transcript is spliced from 2 exons. NCBI's taxonomy places the organism in Eukaryota, Viridiplantae, Streptophyta, Magnoliopsida, Gentianales, Rubiaceae. The record is from RefSeq and is a predicted model, not a curated record.
GAAGAUGAAGAUCUGACAAUGGAAGACCUAAUGAGCAUUGCAAAAGAGUUUGUGCAAGAUGAUGAGGUUGCUCAACCAGUUGUGUCAUUAAAACAUGAACAUAGGGACGAGGAUGCUCAUUCUCAACACAUCCAGUGUGGAAGCUCCAUUAGAGUCCCUCAAGGAAACACCAGAUCAUUUCAAGAUCGAGGAACUAGUUCUUCUAGUAUUGCAGUGGAGAAUCUGACAGGUGAAGGUCCGACCUGUAAGCCGACUAUGUCAGGAAAUCCUACACAAGACAUGUUGGAUCUGUUUUUGGGUCCUUUGCUCAAGAAAACCCAAGAACAAGAGAAGGAUGGUGUACCACUUGCAGAGGAGAUAAACUUCACCCGUGAAGUUAAAAAACAGGCAUAUAGUGUUGUGCUUGGUGAAGAAGAACCACCCGUUGUUAUGAAGAAGAAGACCAGUCUCAAGGACAAGGUAGCAAUGUUUCUUGACUGACCAGGACAUCACAUUGUAAGAACUUCUAAGCCACUAGAGUUCCUGGAAUGUCAUCUUCUCUUGACCAUAGUAUAGCUUGUGUUCAUAUUGUUAGAUGCUUUUCAGCCCCUCUCAAAUUUUUUACUGGUUUUGAGGCUGCAAUGAGUGACUUUCCGCCUUGUAUAGCUUGUGGAACUAAUAUGCAAUCCCAUCGGAAACUCAUGCAUGAACAUUGCCAUGUCCAUGGUGAAGGUGAUGCAUUCAUGUCAAUAGAUGUAUUUGUUACUGUAUAAUGGACGACUAACUUCUCUAGUUUU